Molecule: messenger RNA, 750 nt
Organism: Paramecium tetraurelia
Lineage: Eukaryota; Ciliophora; Oligohymenophorea; Peniculida; Parameciidae
Exons: 3
Source: RefSeq, a predicted model, not a curated record
AUGCUUUUCAGAAGAGUUAUAUUCAGAUUUUCAAAAGAAAAGAUAGACAAGAUCCUAGAGCAUGAUGACUAUCUGACUUCAUAAAUAGACAAGAUGGCUGCUGCCUUCAGUUCUCAGAAUAAUAAAAUAUUCAACAAUUACAUAGUUUUCCAAAACAAAAUUAAUGUAGAUGGAUUUUCAACCAAACUGAAUAGAUCUGCUGCAAUAUAUAUUACUCUAUGGGGUAUGGUAGGUGGACUUUCCUAUUUUUACAUAAACCCUUGGGUUACUUUGAUACCUGCAUUUUUUUCAAUUUAAACAAUAUCAUCAUAUGUGACUGGUAGGAAAUACUUGAGUAAAUUUGUAUAAGCGAUAACUUUGGGGAAGGAUUAAAAAACAUGCUUAAUUGAAUUAGCAAAUAAAAAUGUAUUAGAAGUCAAUGUAAUAGAUAAUGAAUUACUAAAUAUCAGCGAUGUGAUACAAGCAUCAAACAAUAAGAUUGAGGAGGGUGUGAAUGAAAAAUAUCGCUAAUCAAAUUAUGUUAUAUAAUUUGAGACUAAAUAUGAUAGUAAAUUAUACGAAGAUUUGAGGGUACUAGUGACGAAGGACAAUGCUGAAAUUCCAAAUAUAAAGUUGCUUUAGGAUAUUAUUACAGGAGAAGAUGUGAGUGGAUAUAUUUAUGAGGAAAUAGUAUAAAAUUAGGAAGAAGUAGUAAGAAAGGAGACUGAUGGGGAAUUGGAAAAGAGGUUGAAAGAUGAAUUGAAAAUAUGA